Molecule: messenger RNA, 1659 nt
Organism: Mycetomoellerius zeteki
Lineage: Eukaryota; Metazoa; Arthropoda; Insecta; Hymenoptera; Formicidae
Exons: 7
Coding region: 671-1246 (191 amino acids)
Source: RefSeq, a predicted model, not a curated record
GACGUCGUCGCGACUGCAAGAACAUUUCGGACCACUUCAUCCGACAGAACGAGACGGCGUGUCUUUUACCCUGACCGACACCUCCGGCGACGACGGCGACGACGGCGACGACAUCGAUUCCUCGAAGCGAGACUUCGAUGUGAUCGUGACGUAGCCGUGGCAAGAGGAGCGGAGAGGACUUUGUGAGGACUAUCACAAGCGAGGAGAGAGAUAGUUCCCACGCUACUGGCGCGAGGAAUCCACUACGAGAAUAGAUGAGCAACAUCCCUUCCUCGAAGAGGAAUUCGAAGGUUCACAGGUUAAUUAGUCCCUGUCUUUCGGCUGUGACAAGUAUAUAAAGUCGGCGUAACGCGAUCCGUCGGGGAAACGCGAAAGCCACAUAUGCGUUUCCACUACAAGAUCUCUGAGUGACUACAUCAGCUACUUAUUAUGGUUGAAGGAUCCCGCGAGUGUUGAUGGUGCGUGCGUGCCGUUUCUCGACGCAAUAUUCGAACUACGAAGUCGGAAGUAAGAAUUGUGAGCUGUAGCAGAUUGAUUAAUAAAUAGACCGAUUAUGUUAUCUGAAACCUUGCGAUAACAACACCAUUAUUGAUAUCAUUCCGCGAUGAUCAUCCUAUUGUCUCUCCAGUAUUACAACGUGUAUUUGUGUGACUAAGACCUUUCAACAAUCAUGUGGGGCGCUUUGUUGGAAUCGUUUUUAUUUCUCUUUAUCCUGAAAUUAUUUGUCGCUAUGGGAAAUACAUAUCCAAUUACUGGUUCAGAUAUGGAACUCUCAAGGAAUAAUAACAUAAUGACGUCCAUAAACGAUUCAGCCGCAUCUGUUACGCCUUACACGUGUGUUUACAUACCACCGAAUUUAGAUUUUUGUAAAUUCAUCAGUUUAUACAGUUAUAAAUCCAAAGAAAAUCUUUGGAACUCAGAGCACAAACUAUCAGAAAAUAAAAAGCGCAAGUUAAUGGAGAGUAAUAAAAUGUACUUUACAUCACGCCCAUCGAUGCAUGUCCCAGGAGCAAAAAAAUUUCGAAACCAUCCAUUUGUAAAAACUAUAAUAUAUGAAAUACAAAGAUGCAUACCGCCGAGAUUGCCAUUUGUUCUACCUUGGUGCACCGAUGAAGAUCUCUCCGAUAAGAAGAACGAAAUCCGCCGGCUUUACCCCUUCAUGAUAGAUGGUUUUUCAAAAGCAACGUACGAAUUUCCUAUGUAUGAUUUUUUUAAACAAAGUCGAGUGAUGCCAAAAUCGACAUAAUUUGACGUACACAUGUUGUGAAAAUUGACGAAUUUAAAUGAUCAUUAACAAUCAUGUCUAAAGCCUGGUGAUAUUAGAUAAAAAGAUACUCUUAUUCAGUUUUAUUAUUUUAUCAUUUUUAUCGAGAAUAUCAUUGAUAAAUCCAUAAUGUCAAAAGGAACAAUAAAAAUAACACACGUAAUACAAAAUUUAUAUACAUAUAAGUAUAUAUAAGAAUUGAAGAGUAUAUACAUUUCGCAAAGAUUGACAUAAGUUGAAAGAAUGAUUGAGCGUACAUAAUUUAACGAAAGACUGCAAAGUGAGACGUAAUUAAAAAUAAAAAGUUUCUUUAGCAUUAAGCAGUGAGAAAUUUUUCAGCAUUGUAAUAGAUGGUAAUAAAAAGCAAAAGUAAUGCAAUAAUGUAAUUGUUAGUU